AUGACCGGAUCGUUGCAGACAGAAACGCCGAUGUCUCAAUUGCCGGAGCUGGCCGAAACAUUGCAAAAGGAUACGGUAUCGGAGAGUUGCAAGGAAGAGAUGGCGAGUUCAACGCUCUCCGCUCUAUAUGAGCACGCGUGGAUGCAUUAUGGACGACGGCGCUAUCUUUGCAAUGUCUGCGACUUCAGCGCUGACGUGCAAGAGAGCGUGGUUCAACAUUUGUUGGCUCAUCAGGAUACGGCUGGCGUGAAUCCGAAGAUUGCCAAGAAAACGACCUCACCAACCCCUCCGCGUUUCAACCAAUUUCGCGUUGCCGACAUAAUGGCUGCCGGGAGCCACGGGGCCUCAGGAGCUGACCCCGGAAAUACGGAAAACAGCGAAAACAUGGAUCCAGUUGCUGCGGAUGAAAAUAUGCCAAAUGAUGCGCCAAACCCCGAGGCAGAGCCACCAAAGAAGGAGGAGCAACGAUUUUGCGGUAUUUUUGGCGGAAGCCGAAAGCGAAAGAGCUCAACGCAUGGCAGUGAUGCAAAGAACAAGGCGGCGCUGAAUAAGUGUAUGGAAUGUGGAGUGACACUUCGCGGUCAUAAGUGUCGGCACAUCUCCUUGAUUCGUCUGAUCGAUCACGUACGCGGCCAUCUUGACGCCAGGGGAUUUGAGUGUAACGUUUGCGGAUUCCGCCACAAACACGGAGGUGGUAUUGGCAACCACCUGCGCACCGUUCACAAUUCGUCGGGGAUGAACUUUCAAGAUAAGAGCACACCGGAAGAACAGGAUGUUCUUCGUGCCGCGCUCUGCAAAAAUUUCCCACUGCAAUUUGAAGAGCUGAAGGAAUGGAUCGUUCCUCCGCCCUCCCAAGGCUCUAAACAUUGGAAACGGAAGUCGGUGGCGAGUCCUGACGCUACAGAAGAUCCCGCUGAGCAGCCGACUCAGAUUCGCGCGUCUACUAAGCAGAACGAUGGUGGUACCGCCGAGCGCAACAAGUGCACGGUUUGCGGCGUGCAAUUGACAGACGCUGGCGCGCCGAGCGUCCGAGCGCAGAAACUCUGGGGGCAUGUUCGACACCACUUUGACUUCAAACCAUAUGGCUGUACAGUUUGUGGAGUUCGCACAAAGAGGAAAGAAAGCACCCGAUUGCACAUGAGGAAGUGGCACCCCGAAUCCGAGCCGGUCGUUGAUUCCACAAUCACCGACGCACAGAAGGAAGAACUACAUGAAUUCGCCCGCCGCGCGUUCCCGUCGCAAAUCCAAGAAUUGGAAACAUUUUACGAUGACGAUGCUCCCGCGGGAAAGCGGCGACGGAUGGAUCAGACAGCUCAUACGAGCCUCGAAAAUGCACGAUUGGAUGAAGGGCAACCAGAAGCAGAAGAGAUCGCAAAGGAAUCGGAAGAUGAUAGCGGAACGGAGGGCUUGGAAACAGAAUACACACCAAAGGCGACCAAGGGCUCGACACGGAAACGAGGAAAGAGUGUUCCAGCUUCGGGGCUCACUUGCAAGGACUGUGGUGUGAAAGUUUCGCAAACAGGCGCUGAUUGGCGUUCCGUAUGGAAGCACAUCAGAGAACAUUUCGAUUACGAGCCGUAUGUCUGCUGCGAAUGUGGAUAUCGGAGCAGCACGCGGGUAUUGAUGUAUUAUCACCACAACAAGUUUAACCAUCCCGUCGUCGAUUACAAGGGGACGAAAGACCAGCACGACAAACUGAUUGCCUUUGCCCAGCGGGCGUUUCCGGCCAAAUUCGACGUGUUGAAGACGGUGCUCGAGGCGGAGAUUGCUCGAUUUGCGGCGACAGCACCCGCCACCUCCGAACAGCCCUCAAACAAUCACAAAACACCAUCCGGCGAAAAGAAUCGAGGUGGAAAGCCGGCUGCAAGGAUUCAUGAUACACGCGGUGAAUCGGCCAAGAAUGCUUCGAAAAAGAAACGAGCGACAAUUGAUUUUUCCACUCCCUCCAUUAGCACCGUCUUCAAGAAAACAAUUGUCGUUAAGGAGGAGCCCAGAUCGGAACCCCGGAAAAUCGUCAGACCAGACUCGGCUCGUGUGGUCAAAACGGAACCUAAUGAUGAUGGCGGCUCACGGAGAGGGACGGUCAAAGACACUAGGAUGACCGAGCUUCAGCAGGCUGCUGAGCUCCAGCGCCUCCGGAAAGUGCUUGAAGAAAAGGAUACCGAACUGGCGACGCUUCGAGUGGCAAUGACCGACCCGAAAUUGGUCAAGCUGAGAAGGGAGCUCGAAUUGAGGGAGGUGGAGCUGGGCGAGUUGAAAGAAAAACAGGAGAAAGUCUAUUCGCAGCUCGGUCGCAUCACCUCUGAGAAUAGUCUGCUCAGCGACGAAGUUGAAGCACUGAAAAACCGCCGC
Molecule: messenger RNA, 2352 nt
Organism: Mesorhabditis spiculigera
Lineage: Eukaryota; Metazoa; Nematoda; Chromadorea; Rhabditida; Rhabditidae
Source: the annotation of a GenBank genome assembly